AUGGAAACACUUGAUAUUGAUAAUCUUACAAAUUCCACUUUAAAUCUUAUUAGAAAACUCCAAGUUAUUGGAAAAAAUAUUCGAGGCCCAUUGACAUUUAUUCCAGGCAAUAUUUGUCGUUUAACACAGCUUAAACAUUUGAAUCUAAAUUUUAAUCAAAUAACUAAUGUUGUCGUAAAUUCGUCUUCAUCAUGUUUAUUUCAACUAGAAACUCUUGAUUUAAGUAAUAAUUUUAUUAGUGAAGUUUCUAUUCAAUGGAUUUCUCAAUUAUCUGCUCUGAAAUCAAUUAAUUUAUCAAAUAAUAAUUUAACUUCUAUACCAGAUAAAAUGUUUUAUAAUAUUUCUAAUGUAGAACAUUUUGAUGUAUCUUCAAAUAGUUUAACAACAUUUGAAUUAUGGUUAAUACAAAUAAAAAAAUUAAUUAAUUAUUCAAAUAAUCGAGUAACACAUUUUACGAAUAAUUAUAAUGUUAAUCUUGCAAAUUAUCAAUCUGAUGUUACUGAACAAAUUCUUUUACACAAUACUCAAACAAGAAUUCAAUUUGAUGAUAGUAUUUUUGAAAUGUACAAUCGAUGUGCAGAGAUCAGUUCAACAAAUAAUAGAAUUUUGAUGAAAGCUAUAAAAAUAAUAAAUGAAAAUAAUACACACUUACUUGAUUGGAAUUGUUUAUGCGACCAAUAUUAUUUAUACCAAUAUAUUGUAUCAAGUUAUCCUACUAAUAUUUUUUCGACAUGGAUUUGUAGUGGAGAUCAAAGUAUCAUUUAUAUUCAAAAAUGUAAUAAUCAAUCAUCAUUCAAUGCUACAAAUAGCCAUCCACGUUUAUGUAAACUUAAACCAUCCGAAAUCGAAUCAAAUCUGACAUUUUUAGACAAUGUCUCUGAUUUGGAAAGUAUUUCAUUGGAAAUUUACAAAAAACUAUUGACAUUUCAUCUAGCAGAUACAACAAUAAUCAAUGAAUUUGUUGCUGUAAUCGAUUAUUCUACUAAUAAAUUAUAUCAAACCUCUGAUCAACCAAUUACUGAAAAAAUUCAAAACAAUUUUCAAGAAAUAAUUUAUCUUAUUGAACGUUAUCUUGAAUCAAUCAAUACUACAAUAAACAUUAGUAAGAAUUCAAUUGGUAUUUUAAGUCGUUUAAAAACUAAUCCAAUCUAUUCUUAUUCUCAAAUCAAUGAAAACAAUUCAUUUUUAUAUUAUUCAACAGAACCAACUAAUGCAAAUUCAAUAGCAAGUAUAUCAAUUUAUCCAACAUCAAUCGAAAACUUAUUAGACACAGAUAUUUAUACAUUUUAUUAUCUUCCAUCAUUACUUUUUCGUUAUGCACAAAAAGAUCGAAAUAUAAUUAUAGAUUCACCUAUUACUGGUCUACAUUUACCGAAUAACGCUUCACGUUUUAUUAACAUGUCAUUUAUUGACAAUAAACUUUCAUCUGGAAAAUAUUCCUGUGCUUUUUGGCAAUAUAAUCGAUGGAAUAAUACUGGUUGCUCUUAUUCUCUAGAUUCCAAUUUAAAUCGUCAUCUCUGCUUUUGUAAUCAUACAACAUCAUUUGCAUUAAUAUUUAUUCCACAUAAAACUUUAAAGAUUCUCAUUAUACCAUUUAUAAUUUUUGCUAUAAUUUCAAUAGUAUGUUUUUCUAUAUCAUUAAUUCUUUCAAUGCAUCGACAAGCAAAAUCUUUUCGUCAUCUAUCAAUAGCAAAUAUAUUUAGUUUAUCAAAUUCAAUUAUUUUCUUUAUAUUAAUUACUGUUAUUAUAAUUCGUGCUUAUAAAUCAUCAAAAAUAGAAUCAAUAAAUCAAGAUAAAUGUUCAACAUUACCUAAAAAUUUAACUAUUGCAACUUAUUUUUUUUUCAUAUUAACAUUUGCAAGUAAAACUUUACUUGGUAUUGGAUAUUUUUUAACAAUACUUUAUCAUUUUAUUUUCAUUCAAUUUACAGCUAUAUCGAAUAAAUGGUUUUAUGGAAGUUUUUUGCUUGUUAUUUUUAUUGCUUUAAUACCAAUAAUAAUUAUUAGUAUAAUGAUGAAUCAAUGGACAAAUUUAUUUAUACAAUAUCAAGGGAUAUGUUGGUUUCAUAAAUCAUUUAUAUUUCGAUUUAUUUCAAUACCAAUAAUUAUAUUUCUUUCAUUAAAUAUAUUAAUUUUAUUUGGAAUAACUGUUCGUUUAAUUCAAUUUUUUAUUGAUCGUAAAAUGUCACAAACAAAUGAAAAACGAAUGUUUGUUUCAAUAAUGAUAUGGAUUACAUUAUGUAUAUCAUUAGGUAUUGCUUGGAUAUUUGGACCAUUUUUAGAUUUUAUCAUCAAAGAGGAAAGUCAAACAUCAUCAAAAAUUAUACAAUGGAUAUUUGGUGUUUAUAAUGGACUCGAAGGUGUAUGGAUAUUGGGUAUUAAUGUAAUGUUUUAUUUAAAUCAAAAAUUGACAAAGAAAUAUCGUUCAAGAGUUACAAAUAAAGCUAAAAAUUAA
Messenger RNA from Rotaria sp. Silwood1, 2454 nucleotides. The record is from the annotation of a GenBank genome assembly. NCBI's taxonomy places the organism in Eukaryota, Metazoa, Rotifera, Eurotatoria, Philodinida, Philodinidae.